Parnassius mnemosyne (clouded apollo) is the source of this 1146-nucleotide messenger RNA. NCBI's taxonomy places the organism in Eukaryota, Metazoa, Arthropoda, Insecta, Lepidoptera, Papilionidae. The record is from the annotation of a GenBank genome assembly.
AUGGUGGAGAAUCAGUGCAACGCGGGACCAGUGAAAGCGUACAUCAUGAGUGAUUUGCUGAAGAAGUUCGAUUUUGAAACGACUAAUGACUUUGUCAAGUUGACUGUUGCUCUCAUCGGCUUCUAUAUGGGCAUGUUUUAUCUGGAGUAUGUGGACACCGAGUACAGUUUGUGGCUCACGUGGUUCCUGACACCGGUGAUCGUCACCUUCCUGCUGCCCGCUGUCAUUAUCGUUCUCAUUUACAUGAGCAGUAUUAUCUUCCAUCUCUACAGGCUCUACAGAUUGCGCGUCGUUGAUGGCGUACAGGGUGACUGGCGACAGGCGGCACGGCUUGCUAUCUGCGCUCUAUGGGACGCGCACGGAUGGCUGUGGCACGGUUACGAGGUACGAGGACUCGAGAACAUUCCAGACGGCCCGUUUCUUUUAAUCUAUUACCACGGCGCGUUGCCCAUCGACAUGUACUAUUUGAACGCUCGCAUGCUUCUCUUCAAACGCCGCUUCUUCCACUCGAUAGCAGACCGGUUCAUGUUCAAAAUACCAGGAUGGGCAAUGUUGCUGGAAGGUCUGUGUGUUAUCCCGGGCACGGUUCAGACGUGUGUCAGCGUAUUACGUGCCGGCCAUCCGCUAGCGAUCUCGCCCGGUGGAGUUUAUGAGGCUCAGUUUGGCGACCACUACUACAGGCUCAACUGGAAGUCACGGAUCGGCUUCGCGAAGGUUGCCUUAGAAGCUAAAGUUCCGAUAGUGCCGAUGUUCACGCGCAACGUGCGCGAGGCGUUCCGCACGGUGGGCUGGCUGCGCGGCGUGUGCCUGCGCCUGUACGCCUGUACGCGCGUGCCGCUGGCGCCCGUCUACGGCGGCUUCCCCGUCAAGCUCGUCACCCACCUCGGCCGCCCCAUCCCGCACGACCCCUCGCUCACGCCCGAACAACUGCAGAAGAAGGUAGCGAGAGCAAUAGAAGAAAUGGUGGAAGAACACCAAAGGAUUCCGGGCAAUAUACUACUCGCCCUUAUGGAGAGAGUAUACGAAUUUCCAAAGAAGGAGAAAUCUAAACCUUCCGCUAACGGCACCUGUCAAAACAGUGUGCAGAAAGAGAAAGAAGAUAGUAAGUGCGACGAAAAUGAAAGGGACAAAACGAAAGUGUCGUAA